AUGGCAGAGGAGAGGGUCAUCCUCACCAGGAACUUGAAAGCCGCUGUCUCGGCCAUCCUCCAGGGCUACGGGGGCCGGCAGCAGCCAGUGACGGAUGCCAGUGCUGAGCUACACAGACUCUGUGGCUGCCUGGAGCUGCUCCUGCAGUUUGACCAGAAAGAGCAGAAGAGCUUCCUGAGGCCUCGGAAGGAUUACUGGGACUUCCUUGGCGCCGCCCUGUGGCUGCAGCGGGGUAGCACGGAGCCGGCCCGCUUCGUCCACGCACACGACAAGUUGAGGACUCCUCUGGCGAAAGGCCGUGCCUUCAUCCGCUUCUGCCUAGCCCACGGACAGCUGGCCGAGUCCCUGCAGCUCUGCCUCCUGAACCCAGAGCUCACCAGGAAAUGGUAUGGCCCCCAGAGCCCUCUGGUGUGCCCCAAACUCAAGGAAGACCUCCUGGACUCUCUCUACACUCUCAAUGGGGUGGCCUUCGACCUGGACCUGCAGUGGCCAAACCUAGAUGAAGCCUGGCCCAUGUUCUCAGAGUCCCAUUACUCCAGUGCCAGUCGGACCCAGGGAAGAAGACCCAGAAAGACCAAAGAUUCCCCAAAGCAGAUCUCAGCACCACACGGAGACCCCGCAGGAGUCCAGCCAGAGGAGCCGCACACUAGCCAAGCCGGCUAUCUGCGAGAUGAGCCCAGGGAAGACGGGUUAGCUGGACUCCCCACGUCCCAGCAACACAGGCAUCUUCAUCCCUUCGUGGAAAAGAAGAGAGAAGAUCCCAGGAGGCUCGGGCCCCCCCAGAGCAUGUGGGAACCAGAGGGGGAGGAGCUUCAGCAAGCCCAGGAGAAGGGAGCCCCAAGAACUGAGAUCUGCCUGGAGAACUCACCCAGCAGCCGGGGACAGGGGGAGUGGGCCGACGGAGCUCCGAAGGAGGUCAUAGGGACAGAGGCUGAGGGCAGAGGGGUUCUGCCGGGUGCAGAGGAGACUCACAAAGCAGGAGCAGAGUGGGGUCAUGUCCACAGGCUGCCGGCCUCCAGCCCCAAAAGGACAAUAGAGGACACGAUGUCAGGGAGCCUGCAGGAGUGGGAGGUGCCUUGCAUUCGGGCAGAGCCCUGGGUCCUACGGGACCUAGGAACAAAGGAAGACUCCACCCCAGAGAGACCACAAGAGGAAAGAGGAGUGACCAGGGUGACCAGGAGGAAGGAGCCGGCAGAGGUGGCCUUGCAGGAUGUGGUCAAGAGCCUGAGACAUGAGCUCUGGAAGACCAAGGAGCAGGCCCAGUACCAGGAGCAGCUGCUGAAGGAGCAGGAAGGGGAGCUGAAGACACUGCAGGAGCAGCUCAGCAGGUGUCAGGAAGAGAGGGCCCGGCUGCAGACGGAGCUGGAGCAGAAGCAGCAGGAGGCUGAGAGGAGGGACACCAUGUAUGAGGAGGAGCUUGGAGGGCAGCGGGACCUGGUCCGUGCCAUGAAGAUGAGGGUGCUGGAGCUGAUUCAAGAGAAGGAUGACCUGUGGCGGAAAGCCCAGCAUCUGUCUUCCCUGGCCCCCGGAUGUUGUGCGGACUGCAGCAAGAUCUUUGGCCGGCUGUCUCGGCGGUACCCGUGCAGGCUCUGCGGAGGCCAGGUUUGCCAUGCCUGCUCUGUGGAUUACAAGAAGAGAGAGGGCCACUGCCAACCUUGCUCCCAGAAGGGCGAAGCUCAAUUCAACUGA
Molecule: messenger RNA, 1689 nt
Organism: Odobenus rosmarus divergens (Pacific walrus)
Lineage: Eukaryota; Metazoa; Chordata; Mammalia; Carnivora; Odobenidae
Gene: RUFY4
Product: RUN and FYVE domain containing 4
Exons: 11
Coding region: 1-1689 (562 amino acids)
Biological process (GO): positive regulation of macroautophagy
Source: RefSeq, a predicted model, not a curated record